Messenger RNA from Stylophora pistillata, 2953 nucleotides. RefSeq lists its product as uncharacterized. The record is from RefSeq and is a predicted model, not a curated record. Lineage: Eukaryota; Metazoa; Cnidaria; Anthozoa; Scleractinia; Pocilloporidae.
UUAGCAUAACAAGAAUGCAAGAUAAACAAGUGUACUUGUCUCAGGAGAUAUCAGCUGAGCAAAGGAGCGCUCAGGGCAACAGUUGGGACGCAGUUUACAGCAGCACAACUCUGAGGUCAGCGCUACGAAGACUUUUACCUAGUACAAUGCUUGUAGCGCGAAACGGAAGCAUAAAUAGCCGGAGCAACGAAAAAGGUUUGAACGAAUUGGAAGAUACUGUUGGAAGUGCCGGUGGAUCAUCUUUUGCUGAUAUCUGGGACUGUACAAGCGUUGAGAUCAGAGAUCAAGAGAAAGGAGACUUCAAUGCUACAACUAGCCUGUUGUUAACAUGUAAAAGCCAGGUUAUUUAUCCUUAUUUCUACAUACUCUCCUUGGUUGCCUGGCGACCAUUUAACAUUCAAUCAUUCCGUUACCAAGGAUGUUCAUUGCGGAAAUUUUUGAACGUUGUAUAUACGCUGAUUAUUUUUGUCCUGAUUAUCUUCAGCUAUGUAUCAAGCAUAAUAGCCUGUCAAGCCAGGCUGGAGAUACCUCUGACACAAACUACAAGACUUCCAACAACUCAACAACCAGCCAGUCAUCAUUACAAUGUUAGUACAACAUCAAUAACAACAACAACAAACCAAACAAAUAUAACAUCAACCACACACACUACAUCCCAGUCAUUGAUGAGGAUUAACACUUCAACUACUACUCCUUCAGUACACACAACCAAAACACCUCGUUCAAUGAUACAGUUUUAUACCUUGGCAGCAAGACAGGCAGCUUGGGAUCCUGCAGUCACAGAGUGUACUCAUAUAUUUAGCACGUAUGUGGUCCCAGAUGUUCUUCAUUUUCUGGCAUUUUUGAUCGGAUUCUACAUGUUUAGGAUUCAGGAGAGUGAGGGCCUCCACGCACUUAUAGAAAAGGUUUUUUUGCUUAGUUCAGUUCCCAAAAAGAUCACCUCAAGACUGCGGUUUUUCCUUUUUGGUGGAUUUUUCUUAGUGUUCCUUGGUGUCUGUAAUUUUAUUCUGUUUUGUUAUGCCUUCAAAUUGGGGUCAGUAACAGGAUUCAGACAUAUCCCAAGUGCCACUUGGGUAGCAGCAAUUGUAAUGGGACUGGGUCGACUUGUGCAGUUAUGUGUCAGCAUUGUCACUAUUGUAAAUUACUGUGCUCAGUGUGAAUUAUUGAUAUUCUAUAUUCGUGAAAUUACCUUGCGCAUGGAAGAGAAAACCAAAGAUCUUGACAACAUAAUGAAGGAUAUUCUUGAAGUAAAGAAAAAUCUCUCCCGAGUGAAUGGACUUAUAUCAGUGAUUGCAACUCUUAUAGUGUUUAGUUAUUUUGAACUUUCUGUGAUAGGGGUUUGUAACUUGUCACUUCAGUUUGAAAAAUUGUUAUUAGACAAGAGCAAGCUGAUGUACAGAAUCUCUGCAACACUGAUCAGCUUUACCAUCAUCAUUUUCCCUAUCACCAUUGCUGCUCGUUUGACUUCAGCUGCUCGCAAACUGAAACAGAGUAGUUUACAUACCAGAGUGUUUGGAUAUCCUUCUGCUUCUCAACUUGAUUUGGACUCAUUUGUAUUGUUUACACACAGUGCUGAAAUGAAGGCCAAGCUUCUGUUCUUGCCAGUUCAAUGCUCGUUUCUGUCUGGUGUAGUUGCAGUAGUGGUGUUUGUGCUCCUACUCAUGUUACAGUUGGGCAUUCUUGCUGGCAAAAAUACAUACCUAUAAAAAAGGACCCUGAUGUGACAUCAAUUUGUGUCCCUACCAGGGAGAAUUAAAAAAGAUUACCUACAGUUUACCUGGAGAGGGAAAUCCUAGCAAAAUGGCUUUCCUGAGUUGCACUGGGUAACAGCAGCUGAUCAAUGUGUUUCAUUUUAUCUAGUCUGUCUUAAUUAAUGCAUCAGUACUGGAACAUGAUUUCAAGCAAAACAUGUAAGGGUAAGAUGUCUGAAAAUGAUUAUCUUAGAAUGAAGUAUUCAAAUUUCUGUCAUACCUAUCUUAUGUUGAGCAUUCUAUUGUCAGAGAAACUUUUCUGUGCACAAAAAGAGCAGUCUUUCUGGUUCACUUUGGUAAUUGCUUUUGUUAUGAAAAUUUCCUUUGAAAUUUUAACAAGGGAAAAAACAGGAUUUCUGAUGAAUUCCUUUCUAGACUCUAAAAAAAAAAGUUGUCUUAUUUGUUGCAUUUGGUAUUCAGUAAAAUAUUGUUAUGAAGGAUUACAGGUAUAGUGUUACUUGCAGAUAGAUUCCAUGUACUUCUUUUCAGUAACAGAUCACAGAUGACAUCAAAAUGUGGUAAGAAUAAAUAAGUGGUAAACAGAGCAGAGCCAAGUGUGUCACUGUUCUUACCACAGUUUGAUGUCUUCAGUGAUCUUUUAACUGUACAGAGCCUUGGCAGCAUGGAAUGUAUCUGUUUUAUAUGAUGAAAAACAAAAUGGUGCCAGCCAAUAAGAUGAGAUAAUCUAUGCUUCUGUCCUUCAAUACAUCUUAAGCAAGAACCAAUCAUAAUGCAUGUUUUAUUUUAGAUUGUUGUAUAAUGAUGAAUAAAAGCAAUUAUUAAAGAAAUGGCUGAUGUAAUUAUUUAUGUGCUAGUCCAAGGCAUAUAAUUUGUGUAUUGCAAAUGACAAAUGUUGGUGAUAUAUCUCUAUAAUUUUGCAUCAUAAAUGCACCUCUUUCUCAAAAAGAUUACUUUUACAGUGGUAGAUUAAACUAAACAUGACAAUUUGAUUAUCUAUUUACAUGAAAAAUCCAAUGAGAAAGAGACAUGUUCACCAAUAAUGCAAGAACUAUUCAUGUAUAUAGAAAUUCUCAAUAAAUAUUGUUUAGAAAUAUUAUUGGUAUUUGUAAUAUAUGUAAUGUUUAUGACUGCACUUAUUAUAACAAUUGUAGUAGUUGCAAUAACUAUGAUACAUGUGAUGAUUGUAAUAAUUUAAUAAUUAUAAUAAGUAUUAUUAAAAACUGGAUCAUUGGAUAAUGCAA